UGUCUGGAGAUGACGACUAAGAGGAAGAUCAUUGGGCGCCUGGUGCCGUGCCGGUGCUUCCGGGGUGAGGAAGAGGUCAUCUCAGUGCUGGACUACUCCCACUGCAGUCUGCAGCAGGUGCCCAAGGAGAUCUUCAGCUUCGAGCGCACGCUGGAGGAGCUCUACCUGGACGCCAACCAGAUUGAGGAGCUGCCCAAGCAACUAUUUAACUGUCAGGCUCUCCGUAAACUGAGCAUACCUGACAAUGACCUGUCAAACCUGCCAACCACCAUAGCCAGCCUUGUAAACCUGAGGGAGUUGGACAUCAGUAAAAACGGUAUUCAAGAGUUCCCAGACAACAUUAAAUGCUGUAAAUGCCUAUCUGUUGUGGAGGCCAGUGUAAAUCCUAUUGCCAAGCUCCCAGAGGGCUUCACCCAGCUCCUCAACCUGACACAGCUCUUCUUAAACGAUGCCUUUCUGGAAUACCUCCCCGCCAACUUUGGGAGACUUUCCAAGUUACGGAUCCUGGAAUUGCGAGAGAACCACCUGAAAACGAUGCCAAAGUCAAUACACAGACUGUCACAGCUGGAGCGAUUAGACUUGGGAAGCAAUGAAUUCACUGAACUGCCUGAAGUCCUGGAGCAGAUCCAUAACCUAAAGGAGCUGUGGAUGGACAACAACUCACUGCAGACAAUACCUGGGUGUAUAGGGAAGCUGAGGCAUCUGCGCUACCUGGACCUGGCUAAAAACAGGAUUGAAAGCCUGGACACUGACAUCUCUGGCUGUGAGUCCCUGGAGGACCUCCUGCUCUCCUCCAACAUGCUGCAGCAUCUGCCUGACACCAUAGGAAUGUUGAAAAAACUCACAACAUUAAAAGUGGAUGACAACCAGCUCACCUCACUGCCUAACACCAUUGGAAGUUUAUCGCUUUUAGAAGAGUUUGACUGCAGCUGUAAUGAAUUGGAGUCCCUGCCCCCAACCAUUGGCUACCUGCAUAACCUCCGCACGUUUUCUGCUGAUGAGAACUUCCUUGUUGAACUACCCAGGGAGAUUGGGAACUGUAAGAAUGUGACAGUCAUGUCGUUGCGCUCCAAUAAGCUGGAGUUUCUACCUGACGAAAUUGGGCAGAUGACCAAGCUACAUGUUCUCAAUUUAAGCGACAAUAGAUUAAAAAACCUUCCGUUCACUUUCACAAAACUAAAAGAUCUUGCUGCUCUUUGGCUAUCAGACAAUCAGUCCAAGGCCCUGAUCCCUCUCCAGACCGAGGCCCAUCCAGAGACCAAGCAGAGGGUCCUCACCAACUACAUGUUCCCUCAGCAACCACGACAUGAUGAGGACUACCAGUCAGACAGUGACAGUUUCAACCCCACCUUAUGGGAGGAACAGCGUCAGCAGAGGAUGACUGUGGCCUUUGAGUUCGAGGAGAAGAAGGAGGAAGAGGACAACUCUGGAAAAGUCAAGGUUGAGAUCAAUCUGAAGCGCUACCCUACACCGUACCCAGAGGAUCUGAAGAACAUGGUGAAGUCAGUGCAGAACAUGGUGGGCAAGAACCAGCAUCCCCUCAGCACUAACUGCUCUGGUACCAAUAUGGAGUCACGAAAACAAGAACAGUAUGAGCCCCCCUGGCCCAUGCCCCCCAAAGAGGUGAUGGAGAGAGAGAUGAAAGAGAGAGAAAGAGAGUUCAACAAGACUCAGAUGACAGAGCAGGGUGUAAUCCACAAUUCUGCCAUCGACAUCCCAAAGCGCAAGGACAAGGAGGAUCUGACUGAGAGCUCAGAGGAUUCUAUGGGCGGCUCUCCGAAUGACAUCCGUAUCUCUGAUAUGAGGCCCACCCUGGUGGAACCGCCCAUGUACAAACCAAAAGUUGUAUUACUGGGGAAAGACAAGAAAGAAUCUAUAGAUGAGUCAGACCCAGACAAGAUGCAUUGCCUGAACAACAGUGGCUCGUCGGCUACGUACUCAGACUACUCUCCGUCCCAGGGUUCUUCUGGCUCUUCCAACCCCCCGGGGAACGGGUCCACCCUGCAGGCUGCUGGAAAGGAUGGAGGAGUGCCUCAACAACACUGGACCAACAGGCUGGCCCAGCAGUUCCCCAAGCCAAUCGAGACCAAGCCCCUACUGAGUCAGAGAGACCCCAGAGAGACCCCUCCCUCCAGCACACUGCAGCAGCGCAGCGAGCGGCGCCCCCUCAGCGACACCUUUGACCAGUGGAACGACUCCUCCCACUAUGACAACACAGGCUUCGUGUCUGAAGAAGCUCCUCUGGAGACUCCCAGUGGUAGCAGCAGUGGUAACCCCAUGCUGGGCUCCAAGUCCUGCAGCGCCUCCACAUCCCAUGGGGGCCGCCGGCCCCUCAUGAGGCAGGAGCGCAUCGUGGGCAUCCCCUUGGAGCUGCAGGAUGCCCCUCACCAACACCCCUCCCACCAAUUCCAUAAUGUCCGCAACACGCCCGAAACUGAAGUAUCUCAGCCUCCCCCUCCCAACCCGUGGCAGAACUGGACGAGGACGCCCAGUCCCUUCGAGGACCGCACAGCUUUCCCCUCCAAGCUGAGCUCCCCAGGCAACAGCCCCAAUCCUGACCGCAACGACUUUGAGCAGGAGAUGCAUCAUGGAGAGCUGCCGGGCACGUUCCCCUCCACAGGAACGUGGGGUUACCUAGACUCCAGGAACUCUGGGCAGGGGCGCAGCAGCCAGCAGGCCAACAUGUACCAACAUGUCCAAUCCAAGCCCACUAGACCAAGCUCUGGGGCCAUGGUGAUGAGCAAGAGCUCUGAGCGCCUCUCUCCCAUGAUGAAGGAGGUGAAGGCUAAGUUCAAGAAGUCCCAGAGCAUUGAUGAGAUAGACAUGGGCUCCUACAAUGUGUACAGUAUUCCCGUGGACACCUACAGCUCCAGCAUAGAGAAUCAGGGGAGUGUUGACCGUCCAGACAUGCCGGGCCCCAUGGAGCAGAGCAUGUCCCGGAGCCAGUCUGCCCCCAUGCUGGACGAUGAUGAUGCCUACGGAACUAACAGCCAGCAGCAGAAGCCUUCCAUCCCCAAGAAGGUCUACCACUUCGACCAGAGCUUCAACCCUCAGGGUGCUAUGGAUUUGAGGAAUCAGCAGCAGGAGAGGAGGGCCCCUCCACCCUUCCCCAACACCCCUGAGUACGUCAACCAUCCGGGGAAGACCCUGCCCAAGGAGCUGGUGAGCCCCAGGGGCUACCGGGGUUACCCUCCCAUGGACCAGAUGUUCUCCUACUCUCAGCCCUCAGUCAACGAGGAGAACCAGCCGCCCCAGCAGCAGCAACCUUUCCCCAUCCCCAGUCAGCGCUCCCGGCCUGGGUUCCUGAGGCGGGCCGACUCCCUGGUCAGCUCCACAGAGCUGGCCCUGUUCCGCAGGGUUCAGGAGGCCCAUGAGAUGCAGCAGAAGUCGGACCACUAUGGCCGGCAGCAUUUCAAAGGCAUGUUGGAGCACCAGAACAGUCUGGCCAGCAUGGCCCAGCAGGACCAACAGUACAACAAGAGGAACGGCAGGUACGAGGAAGACUACUCCUCCUACCAGGAGCCUAAGAAGUCCAUCAUGGGCUACCCCACUAAGAGCCUGACACAGCGGCGCCCUCUGUCGGCCAGGAGUUACAGCACGGAGACGUUCGGGGCGUCCCAGGCCAGGCCUGUUUCUGCCAGACCCACCAUGGCUGCCUUGUUGGAGAAGAUGCCCCCAGAUUAUAAUCUGAGCACUUGCACUGAGAAUAUAAAGAGCCCUGAUGAGAUGAAAAUGCGCACCAUGCAGCUGCAGCAUAAGCCUGACGAUAUGUCCUCUAAGAUGCCAGUAGACUGGAGGCAACAGCUGCUUAGACAUAUAGAGGCCAAACGAUUAGACCGGAGCGCUGUCCUUAAGCACAACACAGUAAACUUCGGCAUGCUGUGCUCUGGAGGCUAUGCUGCACCGCAUGCCAGCAGAAGCAUGACAAUAAACUUUUACAAUAACAUGAAUAAGCAUGAAAACCAAACAACACAGUGGCUACCUCUACCCAAUACCCCCUCUCAACAGAGCAAUAUAUUGGACAACGGCCCAGAGGUGGUCUCUCCCACUACUCAGUGGGCCCCCUACUCACUGGGCAGGAGAGACGUGCCCCCAGAAAACAUCAUGAAAAAGCUUCCUGACUCUUUGCCUAACGGGUUGAAUUACCCACAGGCAGGCGGCCACCACCACCACCCCCACCAAUCACAGACCAUGAUCGUGACAUCCACAUCGGCCACACCCCCACACCGCUCAGUGCGGGACCAGCAGUAUGAGGGUGCCAUCAACAAGAUCUCCAUCCAACAGUACCAGUCUCCCCUGCCCAUGGCCACCACCACCCGUCCCCAGAGUGCACGCUGCCUCAUCCAGACCAAAGGCCAGAAGAGCAUGGACGACUUCCAGGAGCAGUUCUGUGUGCGGAUAGAGAAGAAUCCAGGUUUAGGGUUCAGCAUCUCAGGGGGAAUCAGUGGCCAAGGGAACCCUUUCAAGCCUUCUGACAUGGGUAUCUUUGUUACUAGGGUACAGCCUGAUGGACCGGCCUCCAACCUGCUACAGCCUGGGGACAAAAUACUGAAGGCCAAUGGACAUAGUUUUUUACACAUGGAACAUGAAACUGCUGUGUCUCUUCUGAAGAAUUUCCAGAAAACUGUGGACUUAGUAAUCUUGAGGGAGAGCACAAUUUAAAUAUUUUUUUAUAACACCAUUGCUUCUCUCCCAACGGGUUGUGGAAAUGUAUACAACCAGUUUUUAUCUAGGAACAGUGACAUUUGCCGAUUGCUGGACCAAUGGCAAAUACUAGUGCCAAAUGUACUAUAGGAUACAUAUCUUAUAACCUAUCUAUGAAUUUUAUGUAAACAGGAAUUGUAUCUCUUGAGUUGAUGUGAAGGAAAGUCAUUUUUGUUGGAGGUUGGAGCAAUUUUCGUAGUUUUUAUUUGGACAUUUUUUGUGUAUUUAUAUUGCCUUUUAUUUUGUACCUUUUUCAUUGUAGCUUCUCAUUUUAGUCUCAGAGCAUGAAAACACACUAGCUCUUUACGAAUUCUAAUCACCAUAAACACUGCCUCAACUUUGUAUAUGCCGUGGGUAAAUAUUUUCAUUUUACAGUAAAGACAUGAACAGUAGCGAGAGGAUUGGGACAGAAAUGCAAUGUUUACAAUGUUCUUAAAUUGUUUAAAUUAAAUGUUUUUAAAAAUCCUACCUUAAUACAGGGCCAAUUUAUCAAGUUUUUUUAUUUUAUUAUUAUAGGUUUUCCCACCGGUUUAUUUCAUUAAUGUCUCUAUACACUAUAUUGAUUGUUAUACCCAACCAGUCACUACAUUAUAUAAGGUAGAUUUUUGGUAGUUGCUCAAUAAAGUAAAUGUUUGCACAAAUUAGCUACAUUUUAAAAGUAGAAGCAAUAUUCAAUCCCACAUCUGAAAGGGUUUAUUUUAGAUUACAAGACUACCCUAGAGGGCCAUCUGCUGGCUACAUUGUGUUUACACGUAUGUGCUGCAAUUGCACCAAGGAGUAUAUAAUGUCACAUACCCCCACAUUCAACUCCUAAAGAAUUUCCAUACUGAAAAGUUGUAACAUUGUUUCUCAUCCGUUUGUGUUAAAAACAAAAUAGUUUGUUCGCAAUGAUUUGAAGUAAUUUUGCUGUGCUUUUCAGCACCACUCUGUAGAACACAAAUGACUUUCGAUGUCUUCAUUUUAAGCUCAGUUUAUUAUGAGAAUGCACUAUUGGAAAAGUAUUCAUGUGAGAAUUAUGUAUAUAUAUUUUUUAACAAUGCUGCUGACCAGAAUAGGCAUUUCACUCUGUUCCAUUUCUGGAUGGAUGUUCAUUUUAAGUUCUGACAUUACAGCAUGCUUUCAUGGUUAUAAUGGUCUUUGGAUAUGUUUUUUGGAUACAUUCUCUGUGUUUUCAAAUUUUGGGGAUCUCUCUCAUAAAGAAGUUUCUCUCAUUGCAAACCGGUGAGGUUUACAAAGAGACAUUAUUAUAUUGUGACAUUUGGUGCCAUUUUAUUACAAUCAAAAACAUAUACCUUAUGAGCCCUAACAAUGUUUCAUUACUAUUUUUGUCAAAUGUAGCAUCAAUUGUGACAUUCUUGAGCAAAACCAAGCACCUAUAACCCUAUGGAGGGACCCUGGUUGAAUUUGUGCCAAGCUAAGCUGGUACGUUGUACUUCAAUAUCCAGUAAAUUACGAGUUAAAAUAUUAAAGAUAUUGUGAGAAAGUUUGAUAAUAUAAUUAUUUUUACUAAAUGUUUUCAGGUUAUUAUUCAGAAUAUAUUGAUAUACCUUAGCUUUGCUCAAAUUGCGAGAUUUUAUAAGGACAAUGAAAAAGUAUAGGUGAAGUACUUAUGACUUGGAGAAUAAAAGCUGUGCUAUCAAAUGUAUAAAACCAUAUUUCUACAGUAAUUGUGAAUUUGUGUUAUACAAAUAUAUUAUAUAUAUAUACAUGAAUAUAAAAGAGUAAUUUUUGUAUAUGUUUAAAAUACAAUUAAAUAUAAAGUGAAUAUAUGGUACUAUUCUGUCUAAUUGCGGUGUUGAUGUAAAUAAUGGUGACUGAAAACAAAUUGAGAUCAUUUAUUCAUAUAGAUUGUGAAUGUACUCCAAGCUUCUGCAGUAUGAAGACUAACUGGACUUGAAUGCUGCUUCAUUUUUUGUGCAAAAAGUAAUUUUAACUAUUGAAAGACAAUAAUUAUGUUAAGUUGGACAAAUUUAGUGACAGUUUAUUGUACUAUUUAUUUGCACAUGCAAGUUUAAUCCUUCCAUUCUUUUUAUGUAUUAACACAAAGAUUGGUGAAGUGUGUGUGUGUAAUAUAUAUACACUGCUCAAAAAAAAUAAAGGGAACACUAAAA
Oncorhynchus tshawytscha (Chinook salmon) is the source of this 6815-nucleotide messenger RNA. RefSeq names its product leucine-rich repeat-containing protein 7-like. Bases 10 to 4662 code for a protein of 1550 amino acids. Gene Ontology annotation, cellular component: postsynaptic membrane; postsynaptic density; adherens junction. Gene Ontology annotation, biological process: neurotransmitter receptor transport, endosome to postsynaptic membrane; neurotransmitter receptor transport postsynaptic membrane to endosome. The record is from RefSeq and is a predicted model, not a curated record. Gene Ontology annotation, molecular function: protein binding. NCBI's taxonomy places the organism in Eukaryota, Metazoa, Chordata, Actinopteri, Salmoniformes, Salmonidae. The transcript is spliced from 25 exons.